GGAACGUCUGCGUCCCCGCGCGUUGGCAGUUGGCGACCCCCCUUGCAUCCCCCUCCGCCGCGGCUGCCGUGGCCUUUGGAGGCUGGCGAGGCGGCUCCGAAUGUUUUCCAUAUUUGUUCAGCCUCCGUAAUCCGAAUACCAGGGCAGGCGCAGUCCGCCCAGCCGCGCUCCAGGGCCCCGGGCGCCGCGCACGCGCCCACCCGGCCACCGGCCACCCGGCCCCCCAGCCCUGCGGCCGCCAUGGGCAAGGACAAGCAGUCCCGCGGCCAGUCGAGGCAGGGCGCGCCGCCAGCCGCGGACGCCGCCGGGCCCGACGACACGGGGCCGAAGAAGGGCAAAGGGGCCCCCAAGGAGUGCGGGGAGGAGGAGGCCCGGACGUGCUGCGGCUGCCGGUUCCCGCUGCUGCUCGCCCUGCUGCAGCUGGCCCUGGGCAUCGCCGUGACCGUGGUGGGCUUCCUCAUGGCGAGCAUCAGCUCCUCCCUGCUAGUCAGAGACACUCCAUAUUGGGCUGGGAUCAUUGUCUGUUUGGUGGCCUAUCUUGGUUUGUUUAUGCUUUGUGUCUCAUAUCAAGUUGACGAACGGACAUGUAUCCAGUUUUCUAUGAAACUGUUGUACUUUCUGCUGAGCGCCCUGGGCCUGACGGUCUGUGUGCUGGCUGUGGCCUUCGCUGCCCACCACUAUUUGCAGCUCUCACAGCUUACCUGCGAGCCGGCCCUCGACUCCUGCCAGUGCAAACUGCCCUCUGCAGAGCCACUCAGCAGGACCUUUGUUUACCGGGAUGUGACUGACUGUACCAGCGUCACUGGCACUUUCAAACUGUUCUUAAUCAUCCAGAUGGUCCUUAACCUGGUCUGCGGCCUCGUGUGCCUGCUGGCCUGCUUUGUGAUGUGGAAACACAGGUACCAGGUCUUCUAUGUGGGUGUCAGGGUGUGCUCCCUGGCAGCUUCCGGAGGCCAGCAGCAAAAGGCCUAAGUGUCUCGCUCUGCUGUGACAGAGAAAGCAGCACACUGACGAGCUAAGGAGAAACACAAUUCUUUUUUUAAAGCAAAGAGAACACUUUUGACAAUACUCUCCACUGCUCAAAAUGAAUAUUUUUAUAUUAUUCACAAAACAAAGAGCUUUUCUUCAGGUUUUCUAUUGUAUUUUUAAAAAUUCUUGGGGUGGGGGGACAUGAUCCAAAUUGAUUUGUUGGAUAUGAAAAAUUGGAAGAAUGCUGAGCAGGGAAAGAAUGACAUAGAUCUAUCUUUAGAGUCUGGAGUUUAUUCCUAAUGCUUAUUUUACCCAUUACCCAUAUAACCUUCUUUCCUGCUCUCACGGUUGUCUUCACGGUGUUCCUGAGAAAGGCGGCAGCUAGGAAAGAGCUGAGUGUCCAGGUUGAAUGUCUUUAUUUUCCCUGGCACAUGUGUUGCAGGACAUGAUCACUGUGAAAAGCACAGCAGGCUUGGUUGCCGGCUAAAGCAUCGCAGACACCUGGGCUUGGAAGCCAGAUUUGAGGCUCCCUCCGUUGAUUUUUGUCAAGUGGAUCACCCACAGAAUGCUUGGGGAUGCUCGUCUGCUUCUCAAUAAUUGGGAGGUAGUAGUAGCUGUAUUCUUAAUGCUGUAGAAGGUUUAGAAAUAAUUACAUUGUGCUUCUAUUCUAUCUUCUAAAACAAAUCAUUAAAACUAAUUUCUAGCUAAUUGUUAAUUAUAAUUAUGCUCGGAAGUCUAUUUAAUGAGCUCGAGCUGUACUCAGGCAGUGAUGUUGGUGUUAAAGAGAAAUUACUCUCACCAGAGAACGUACCUAAAGAUCCCUCCCCUCCCCUGGCCUGGAAGCCAAGCAUUACAAGAAAAAAAAAUUGUUUUGUUCCUAAUGCUCAGGUUAAAAGCCCUCAUUUAAACAAAAACAAACGCAUUUAUCAUAGGGAAUGUUUCUACAAAUAGCACAUUUGUGAUAUGUUAAAAAGUAUCUCUCUCUGCAACCAUGUAUCUUUCAGGGAAACCGGGUAAUGGUGAUGAGUUUUAUUCAUAAAACUGUAUUCAUAUGUAACUCUUAUUAAUUUGCCUGCUAUCAAGCUAUUGACUCAAAAUAAUGUUUUCUUCUUUGAGUAAUGUCCUUCUUUAAGUAAUACCUCCAUGGUCUUGGGGACAGUAGUCUUGUUUUGUUUUUAAUUAAUUAUGACUUAAAGCACACAGACCUUAUCAUGCUAUUGUUAUUAAAUCCUGAAUAAUUUCAGUGCUUCAGGGAAAGAGCUAAAUAUGAAAAUUCAGGCAGCAUAAAUGCUAUCAGAAUUUCUCUAUUACUACUCUAUGUUGAAAGUAGAAUUUCAAGAUAAGAAUUGAGCUCAAUUUGCCUCUCCAUGUUGCCUGUUGAUACAGUUUUCUGAUCAUGAAAUUCUACCCUAAAAGGAAAACAUGUUUUUGUUUGCCUAUGAGGAUACACAAAUAAUUCCAUUGAUUGUGCCAAUUUUUGCACAAUAAAAAUAUUCCAAUAAAAAGGAAAUGUUUAGACAGUAAUCUGGAGGAUUGUAAAUAUCUUUUAUGUCCUUCAUAUAAAACACCUGAUUAAUAAGUGUAAAAACCUUUUUGUAUUUUAGCUAGCUUUAAAAUUAUCUCAGGCAAGAAAGCAUAUUGGACAAGUCCUUGAAUAAAACUCAAGAGCAGAAUUGUUCACAAAAAAUAUCACCGGCAGGUUUCAGGUCAAACCUCUUGGAAAUGGCCUGAAAAAUACUUGGUAUCCUGCUAAGAAAAAUCCCAAUAAUUGAUUCCACUUUGGUUUUUGAUAGUUUCCUACAUAGAGAAGAAAAUGAUGAAGAAUCUGGAGUAUUGUAGGCUUUAAAAGAGUAAGAAAGUUGUGCUUUAAUGCUAUUUACUAUAAAUCCAGGCACCACUAGCAGCCACUCUGAAUAUGUUUAGCAACUUUUUAAAAUAGUGAACUCUACAAGAUUUUGUAUUAGAAAGUUAAGAAUCUCCACAUCAUUAAGGUGCUCUACGCUUUACAGAUGAUUCACAGGGUAUUUUAAGUAGAUUACCUUUAGCUUGUAUGCUUCCUUUUUCUAAAUAAUGCAACCAAAAAGAGCUGAGAUAGUAAUAACCCUGAUAAUAAUAUGCAUACUAGUCAGGACACACACAUACACACAUAACAGGGAUUUUACUAUUGUGCAAUGAGAGCAUGCUCAGAUCCUAAAAGGAAAGAAAGAACAGAACCAAAAAGAAAGGAAGAAGAGAUUCCUCUACUGCAAGCUCACUGUGUAUUGACAUGUGUAAGAAUCGUGUUGCAUGAAUAACAAACCGCUUUGGGCUGGAUUUGAAGUAUUUUGAUAUUAUGUUUUGCAAAUAUUGAAGUUACAAUGAGGGCAACAGAAAAGGAACAGUUACACAGCUUUACACUUAGCAAAAUGUUACAUUUAAAAUCUGACAAGUAGCCAAGAUGGUGACUGUUUCUUCUAAACCAUGAGACAGUAAGAUUUGCGCAAUCCUCCUCCUCUCCCACCUCUUUCAGGAGAAUUAAAUGAACCAAGACUUUGGAAAGAAGGGGAACAGCCAGGACUUGGCAGGACUUGAAAUAGGAGAAAUACAGCAGCCUAAAUGUACGGACUUUGUAACUGAGCCCACUCGUCGGCUUGUGCCUUCACGUGACCACCAUCUGUGCCUCCCUCGCUCCAUCCAAAUCUGUGUAGGCAGCGCCCUGGAACUGUGCCUGAGACUAUAGCUAUACCAGGGCCCUAGAAACUGUAGUCAAGUAACAGCCCCACCCCCCACCCCCUUUCGAUUAAAAGUGCAGAUGAUUCUUUUUGAUGCAUUUCCAGCUGUGGACAUCAAGCGUGUUGUCCUGACAGCAAGAAUGCAUUAUGGAUGUGUUUUCUGUUCAUGUCCAAGACGUGAGGACCUUUUCAUAUUUUUGCACUUCCUGCUUUCAUGCAGUGGAUCUGGAACACGUUUAUAAAAUUUUCGUAAAGGCGGGAACAAUGGAUAUCCAAGGGGGAUUCUGAGGGACAGCUGUGAAGUGGUUACUUUUAGCGUAAUCAGAAACAUAAAAUUGCUCUGCAGAUCUAAUCAUUUGCAAACAUGCAAUAUACCUUUAUAUUUUCUAGUAAUUAUUUCUGAAUUUCUACUAGGUGACAAUAUAUUUCUUUUCUUUUCUUUUUUUCCUUUUUCUUUUUUUUGUGCCAGGAAUCAAACUCACAACCUCGCACUUGCCUGGCAGGUGCUGUGCUGCUGAGCUGUAUCCCUGGCCCUUGGCAGUGUAUUUCUGUGAACCUACUGGCUAUCAGUUUUUACUAUACCCAAAACCUAUCAUGCUUUUAGCUAUACACCGUCCUUAGGAAUACAUGAUGGCCAGAUACAAUGACUCACAGUGGAAACAUUCAUUUGGAUGAAGACUUAGUGGUUGAGCCUUUGAAAUCAAUACCUUGAUUUGUUUCUUCUGAUUUUCUAGUACUUUAUUAUCACAAAUGAUUAUUAUUAUCCCCUUCAAAAACAUUGGUCUGUAUUUUGGUGUUGUGGUUUCAUUCUUCUGGCCUUGAUCAAAUAGUGAGUAGAAAAUGAAGUGUCGCUCCAUGCUUGAGGUGGUUGUUUUUAAAGGGGAUGUGUAUACUACAGAUUUUCUUAAUAAAAUGUUCAUAGUCUCUGAAAA
This is a messenger RNA of Cavia porcellus (domestic guinea pig), 4612 nucleotides long. It is a transcript of the gene Sspn, whose product is annotated as sarcospan. NCBI's taxonomy places the organism in Eukaryota, Metazoa, Chordata, Mammalia, Rodentia, Caviidae. Gene Ontology annotation, cellular component: dystrophin-associated glycoprotein complex; sarcolemma. The record is from RefSeq and is a predicted model, not a curated record. The transcript has 3 exons. Bases 241 to 972 code for a protein of 243 amino acids.